UGCUUUGAAGUGUUUUCACACAUGGAAAUUGCCGCUGAGCAAAGCCACAUAAAUUAAGGUUGAGGCUACACGACAUUCACACGGACUCAGAACUCGCGGCAGAAAGAAAAUGGUGAAAGGAAACUUUUCAAUUGAUUGGCUCGCUCGAAGUAGCCACGAGGUGUGUAACGAGAAGAAGCCCGCUGAAGGUUCUCCGGGGAGUUGCAAACCAAGUGCGCCCCUCACUCAGAAUUCGCCCCCAGGAGACUCCACUGUUUCCUGUCUACAAGCACUACCAGGUCAGGAGGAUUACUGGAGCUCGGAGAGUGAUUCCGGCCGUUCGGAGGGCUUGGCUGGGGAUGACCGAGGGAGAAGCGUGGACUCUGAUUGCGAUUGUGACGUCCCCCGCCGAGUGCGCACCGCAUUCACAGCACAGCAGAUCCACAAGCUGGAAAAGAAGUUCAAGCGGCAGACGUACCUGGGGGCGUCCGAGAGGAGCAAACUGGCCGCUUUACUACACCUGUCCGAAACCCAGGUGAAGACUUGGUUUCAGAACCGUCGAAUGAAGCUAAAACGCCAACUACAGGAUCUGUGCUCGGUUUCCUUUGGCACUCCUGCUUUGACCCAUUCGGUGCCGAUCAGAGAGCCGCUCUUCGGCCCGUGCACGUUCCCCGGGUACUACGUGAACGAUCACGGCGUCCUCCACGCCACCAGUGGCCCCCAUCGCCACCCACGGCCCGUCUACCCGCAGCUGAUCCACGGCCACAGUCCGAGUGCGGAGCGGAGCCUCUCGCGGUAUCAGCCUUGGGUUUACCCGCUGAUACCGAACUCCUCUCCAGUUGGAUUACAUGUCUAUUCCUGAGCGCUGUCAUGGCGCAGCAGUCCUGAACUGACGGAUUUGUUCUUCAGAAAGCGAAGGCGUGGCGUACCGUUAGCCAAGUUGGUAAAUGUGAGAUGACGUGCUGGUUUAUUUAAAACUCUAUUUAA
Mobula hypostoma (lesser devil ray) is the source of this 966-nucleotide messenger RNA. Its product is annotated as homeobox protein vent1-like. Gene Ontology annotation, cellular component: nucleus. The record is from RefSeq and is a predicted model, not a curated record. The coding region runs from base 110 to 841 and encodes 243 amino acids. Gene Ontology annotation, molecular function: DNA-binding transcription factor activity, RNA polymerase II-specific; RNA polymerase II cis-regulatory region sequence-specific DNA binding. The transcript is spliced from 3 exons. Lineage: Eukaryota; Metazoa; Chordata; Chondrichthyes; Myliobatiformes; Myliobatidae. Gene Ontology annotation, biological process: regulation of transcription by RNA polymerase II; cell differentiation.